UCUGCAGCGAGCUCACUUGGCGACGACUAAUCAAAAAAGGCACACCCGAGGCUCCGACCCCGCAUCCGAGUCCCGGAGCCGAAGGGGCCCAAUUCUGCGGUCUACAACUUCCAUCACGCGUCAGUCAUAUAUAGAUCGAUUUGGCAUCUCAUCUGUUGGGCGCUAAUUCAUCAGACCCCGCGAAAAUGGCGCAAAAGAAGAUCGAAUGUUAUCUUGACUGCGUGUCGCCGUACAGCUACUACGCGUUUAGCUAUCUCCAGGCGAAUAAACAGACUCUAGACAGCUUCGGAGUUGAAAUUGAAUUCAUCCCCGUCUUCCUCGGCGGGAUUAACGUCGGGAGCGGAAACAAACCCCCCUGGACCCUCCCCGCAAAAGCCGCGUACAGCAAGUACGACGGCAAGCGCGCGCAGCGCUACUUUGGCCAUGAUUUUGAGGUUCCGAGCUUUUUUCCGAUCUUGUCGUUGCUUCCCCAACGCGCAUUAACAUACCUCAAAAAAACCCACUCCCAGGAGCUCUUCGAAGCAUCGUUCCAGGCAUGCUUCACCACAAUGUGGUAUGAGCACGUCGACAUCUCUGUCCCCGAGAACCUCGCCCUCGCCCUAUCCAAAGUCUUCAAAGACGAAGCUACCAUCAAAGACAUCAUCGCCGGCGCAAACGCGCCCGAGACGAAGCAAGCCCUGACGGAGACCACGGGGAGAGUUGUGAAGGAUCUCGGUGCGUUUGGAUGUCCGUGGUUCUGGGUCACUGAUGGGAAGGGGAAUCGCGAGCCGUUUUUCGGGAGUGAUCGGUUUCAUUAUAUGUGGGAUUAUCUAGAUGUGCCGCAUCGGGAUUUGGAAUUAUUGCCUGGAAAGAGGGAGGGGAAGCUGUAGUGUAGUGAGCUGAGGGCUUGUCUGAUGGAUUGAGUUUGAGCAUAUCCAGUUAUAAACUUGUCACACAAUAACUUUAUUUGACAUCUAUUGAGAAAGAACUGUGUUGUCUCAGAGUCAUGAUGACACGGGCCAGACCAGCAGACCCGUCCAUCCCACCCGCCCCUCAGG
Molecule: messenger RNA, 1037 nt
Organism: Aspergillus calidoustus
Lineage: Eukaryota; Fungi; Ascomycota; Eurotiomycetes; Eurotiales; Aspergillaceae
Source: the annotation of a GenBank genome assembly